GUUUAAACCUCCCGGCGAUACCAACACGUUAACAGAUUUCCGAGAAAAUUGCUUAGGAAAGCGGCAAUCAAUAUGCGUGGAUUUACUAUUUUGGCUGUCUUGGCAGUGGCCCAUGCCGAUGUGGGUGGCUACAAUUAUGGAACAGGAAUUGGUGGCUCCAUCUCUGGAGGUUCUAUCUCUGGAGGAUCAAUUUCUGGAGGUUCGCUUUCUGGAGGAUCCCUUUCUGGGGGAUCCCUUACCGGAGGUUCUUUAUCUGGAGAAUCCUACUCCAACAACUAUGCUCCCGUAAACACCGAAUUCAACAAGGAGUUCUUCACCUACUCCGCACCCGAGGCUGAUUUCGAGGAUAACAAGAGUGUCAGUGAUCUGGCUGCCUCUCUGAAAAAGAACCUUCGAGUGGUCUUCAUCAGGGCACCCGAAAACAAGGGCCUGGAGAACGCCGCUCUGGCUCUGGCCAAGCAGGCUGCCGAGCAGCAGACCGCCAUUUACGUGCUGACCAAGCAGGGCGACCUCUCCAGCCUGGCCAACCAGCUGCAGAACCUUAACCACGUCAGUGCCAGCAAGCCGGAGGUGCACUUCGUCAAGUAUCGCACGCAGGAGGAUGCCCUCAAUGCUCAGAGGACCAUUCAGCAGGAAUACGAACGCCUGGGCGGCUCCUCCAUCUCCCACAAUGGAGGCGUGGCACCUGUUCUGGACUUUGCCACUAAACAGCAACAGCAAGUGCAGCAACAGCAGCAAGUGCAGCAGCUGAUUGAUGAGCGACGUGCCUCCACGGGAAGUGUGUCGGCCGAGUUGGAGGCUCCUUCCACUGGAUAUAUUCCCCCAGCAGCCGCCGCUCCCAGCUCCACCUACCUGCCAGUGAACAAGGUCAAGUAGAAAGCCUGGAAGCCACAUCCUAACCUACAAAUUAGCCAAAUUGUGUUGCGCACAUUGCCAUCUUAACUGCUACGCUAUAAAAUAAACUUAAGUUAAUGUAUA
This is a messenger RNA of Drosophila ficusphila, 978 nucleotides long. RefSeq lists its product as uncharacterized. Bases 73 to 876 code for a protein of 267 amino acids. The transcript is spliced from 2 exons. Lineage: Eukaryota; Metazoa; Arthropoda; Insecta; Diptera; Drosophilidae. The record is from RefSeq and is a predicted model, not a curated record.